Pseudoliparis swirei is the source of this 6046-nucleotide messenger RNA. RefSeq names its product G patch domain-containing protein 8. Gene Ontology annotation, cellular component: nucleus. The transcript has 3 exons. Lineage: Eukaryota; Metazoa; Chordata; Actinopteri; Perciformes; Liparidae. The coding region runs from base 307 to 5121 and encodes 1604 amino acids. The record is from RefSeq and is a predicted model, not a curated record.
ACAACCUCAAAUUAAAUUCCCAUCAUGUCAGUGUAGAACAAAAUUCAAUAGUGUUUAUUGGCAGCCCCCAGCCUCAGGGAAAUUACAUUCUGAAGCAGAGCAUGGCAUGAAUGCACACAGACCCUUGAACAUGUGCACACGCACACACACACACGCACACACAUAUACACACACAAGUACACAUAUUGUACACGACACUGUGCAUGUAUUCGGACACCCCAAAAAAAGCCCUCUGGCUGAUGUGAGCAUGCAGACCAGCGAUGUAUCCCCUGAGGUCCAUGUGCCAUUUGUCCUGCAUGUGUAACUAUGCCCAUGUACGAUUUACUGGCCUCUACGCGUGUGUGUUUGUCCGAUAGUUCUUCACAUGCACAUUUUUGCCAGUGUACAAAAUACUACAUUGUGCAUUUAAGAAGCUCAGUUUUCUGUCUGUCGGCCACAAUUGCCACUUUCCCUGCAGUCAGACUCCGACUAUUUGUCAUUAAUGUAUAUACACAGGUUUCUAUUACAGUGGUUGUAUUAAAUGUGUCCCCGGGCUCAGGUUGCCAUGAACACAGGGCUUCAGUGCCUUUGUCCAACCUCCAGCAGCAGCAGCAGCUAAAGCAUCAUUCUUUAAUGGGAAGCCGUUUAACCGUUUUAUGCAGAGCACAUGUAGAGGCUAUUACCGCUGAUGUCUCUGGGAUGCAGAUUUGCUCUAAAUGGCUAACAAUCUGCCCCCCCUACUCCUCUUGCUUUCUAUCUCUUCCCCUCGAACCCUUUAUGUCUCGGUCUGCUUAUGCCUCUAUCUUGACUCUCUUUCAUUUCUUCUCUCCCCCUACCCCUCCAACACACUCACCCAUUCUCUCCGUGUCUCUCUUUCUCCAGGAGCAUGCAAAGGGGGCUUUGGGCUGCUCAGUGGAGGAUCUGAAGGCCCUUUUCUACUGUGAGCUGUGUCACAAGCAGUACCUCAGACACCAGGAGUUUGACAACCACAUCAACUCCUACGACCAUGCACACAAACAGAGGCUGAAAGAAUUAAAGCACAGGGAGUUUGCUCGCAACGUGGCCUCAAAAUCGUGGAAGGACCAACGCAAACAGGAGAAGGCUCUCAGACGUCUGCACCAGCUCGCACAGUUGCAACAGGAAACCCAGCGAGUCCCAUGGAAGACUUCUGGACUAGGAAGUGCAGUCAGGGCUGUGCGACAGCAACAAGCAAAACACAAGGACCAAAGCGACCGCCUCCCUGAGAACAAAGCUGAACCCUUCAACCUCACCCAUAGUCCCUCUCCUACACAACCCAGAACAGCACGUCUUAGCCACCAGCCAGAAGAUCCAUGUCAAUCUCCUUCCCAGAUGCUGCUGGCCGCUGCUCCAACUCAGUCCCCACUAUCCAAUACAGACCCUCCUGGAGUGUACCCCCAGUCCUGCCUGGGCUUGCAUCCCCAGCUGCCUCUCUCUGGGCGGGGGAGAGUAGGCGGCAGACUUGGCGUGUCCUUCUGCUUCUCACGCAGGGGGCCCAGGCUUGAGCCUUCUGCCUCCGUCUUUUCAGACCUAGAAGAGGAGGAGAGAGAGAAGAGGGAACAAAUGAAAGAAAGGAUAAAGGGGAUGAUGGAAGACAUUGAUAGGGAAAUUGGGGCAUCAGAGCAGGUCAAACACAAGUCCAGAUCUGACAGUGUAAGCCUCAACGACACAGAGCCAAUCCCCAGAGAGGCUGCCAGAGAAGAGAGGGAGAUUGGAACAAGAGAUGCAGUGAAAGCACACUCUGCUAUUUCCACAGCAGCACCUGAUAAUCAGAGCCACGAUGCACCGUGCUUGUUAUCACAGACCCAGGUGGCCCUAUGGGGCACAGCACUAGCAGGGUCACACAUGGGCACUGAACACACAGAUAGCGAGACAGACAGAAAGAGAGAAACAGAAGUGGGAAUGGAGGAGAGUCAGUAUAUGUGUGUGCUGGGGAAAGAUGGCUGCACCCGUCUGAGAUGGCCUGUCAAUUUGCUUAUGUUCACUAAGUCUCAACCACACAUCUCUUACAGCUGCAGCCCACUUUGCUUAAAUCAACAACAACCAGAAGAACUCACAGAGGAUCUGCAAAAGUCACAACAAAAUCCGUUGCCUGCUCUCUCAGAUGAAUCAGAACUACCUGUGCCAGCUAUUCUUACAGCGGACGCUCCUUCCUGUUUACAAAGACAGGCAAGGCAAGAGUUGAAAGCACACAGACAGGAAGCUGAGGAACAUAUCGAUGUGGAGACAGAAGCACACCUGUUGUUGAAGAAGGAAAACAUCUCAUCAUCAGAAACAAGACCAGAAAGCGGAAGAUGCCCACUAAGUAUGGAUGAUUGUGGGAGGGCAGGCUCUCAUCCAUUUGACCACACUCAGAGGGACAGCUCUGAUGCAAACUCCCAGAAUCCACUGGGAGGAAGAUUAGGGGGUGCGAGAGGUAACAGGGAGAAAGCCAUCAUAGCUCUGAACUGUAAAUUAGAGUCUGUCACCCAGCCUGGCACACAGAGGAUGUGCACCAGCCCGUCCAGGUGUGAGUGUGGGAGUGAUACGAUGUGCAAGUGUGCCAGUGCUCCGUGCGUGGGCGUCUCAGAAGUGUCACGCAAAAAGAGGAAAGCCAGUACAAAGAAGCACAAGCUGGGAAAGAAGAAGAGGGUUGAGAAGGAAAAAGCUUCAAACAAGAGCCAAUCAGCAAGCUGCAAAGUGAGGAGUGUUGUCUCUGCAGUCUCCAUUGGUACAGAGAGGAGUGGAGAAGCUGGAGGGAACUGGGGGAAGAAGAAAAGGAGGCAAAGGGAGACAAGCGAGAUCAUGAUGAGGAGGAGGAGGAGGGUGGUGCAGGAAACUGGGAGCUGCUGUCUCCUGGGAAGAUGUGAGGCUGAGCUAGUAUCUGGCCCUGUCAGAAAGAGGAGGCCUCACUGGAGCCUCAGCACUGAAUCCCAGUCCCAGCCAGACGGAGAGCAGGCAGAGCACUGCAGUGCCGACUCCCAGCUCGCCAGACACACCGCAGGAAGACACGGCCAGGGAAAGCGAGACGGAGAUGCAGUGACUUUUCCCUGUCGGUCUCACUUCUCCUUACACUCCUUCUCACCAGGAUGUAACUCAAAGCUGUUUUGGGAAAGGGGUCACCAUAGCAACCCCAAGAGUUUCAUUGACUGCUGUUACCCUGACAACAGCUGUGGUUGCAGCCCGGCGAGAAAGAUAAAACUCCUCCAGAGGGACAGGAAAUCCAUUCAUAGUAAGAGGAAGAGUUUGAGGCAUCGUGCAGAUUGGGAGGAGACAGAGAGGGGCAGGAAAAUGGAAGGGCACUCAGGUUGCAGAGACAGCCGCCCAAUUUCAGAUGCAGAACAAUGGGAGUGGUUGAGGGGGGGCUAUCCUCGAGGUAGUGAGGAGGGCGGGUCAAGGAGUGGGUGGAGAUCCAGAAACAGAGCAGGGGAGUGGGAUCGAGUGGCAAAGUUUAGCCCCAGUCCUGGCAGCUGGAGCAGGAGAGGCCGACGUCUGAGCACAGAAGAUGUAGACUGGGACAGAUGCAGCGUGGACAGAUGGACAUGGGGCAGCAGUGACAGCUGGGAGGACAGGGGGACACACAGAUCCACAUCAGGCUCCAGGACAGACACCAGAGACAGCCCGGGCUGUGUGUGGAAAUGUGCAGGCACCAGACACUCACGCUCCAGACACUUCUCUAGCCCUGAGUGGUGGACAAGUAGACAGACAUACAGCCCCCAGAGUGUCAACACACAGUCCAGCAAGUGUCUCAGCCCGCGCUCCUGCAGCCCCGGCAGCAGCACCAGCAUGUCCGAGCUGAGCUGGGAGUGGAGCAGGAGCAGUACCUGCUCAGAAGUCACAGUUGAUGGGUUGACAGUUAGCUCCGACAGGACGUCCUCUGUAGAUCCAGGACUCUCAUCUGAGGCCCCUCAGGAAGCAAACAAGCAGAGCAGCCCUAUGUCCACUUCAUCCGGCCUUACCUCUUGCUCCUUCUCUCAUUCUUCGCCUCACAGAUCCAAUCCUGCUCCCAUAAUACCGGGCCUCAACACACACCAUUGUAACACAAGCCCUUCUCAGUUUAAGGAGCCCAAUAUACAAUCUGACUUUGUCCAUAGACAUGUGGCCCCUGUUGACACAAGCAGGUCAGGCACAAUAAUUCCAGGACUUUCUCCCAGUAAGUCUCUGCCACAGAAACCAGCCAGGAUGUUGCUUCUCCCUCUCAUAGGGAAACUACCCGCAAUCCAGAGAAAGGCAAGAAGGAACAAAGGGUUGCUGGAGAAGAGUCAUGAGAAGGAAGGAGAGGAGGACGAGCAGACCAGGGGCAGUGGAAUGGAUCCCGGAGCAGUCACCAAAAGUCCAAAAUGUCCUCUGGACACGGUUGAGUCAAACCCCAGCAACGCUCCAAAUCUCUGCAUUAGGACUGAAGACAAGCAGACAGAUAGAGAGACGGCAGCUCUGCCGAUCAGCUUUACUGCUGAGGAGAUGGACAAAUAUCGCCUCCUGCAAGAGCAGGCAAGAGAGCACAUGCAGAAAGUCCUGGAACAGUUUCAAGAGAGCGCAGAUAUACACACAGAGACAAACUACACACACACGGCAAAGACCGAGAACUGUGAGACUGUCCAGGAACUAUACACACCUGUGUCCUUGCACAACCCUCCACAGCCUCAACCGCGGACACUUCACACAGACACAAUGCAAACACCGAGACAGCACACCCUCCAGGUUAACCUCCCACUUCCACAUGUGACCCCACAAGAGAACUUCACUCAGCCCAUCAUGGCUCUGAGAGUGCCCAGCCUCCCCCCUCUCUCCAGCCUACAUCAUAUCAUUUUACAACACGCAGCCCUCUCCCUGCACCCCUCCUCCUCACCCUCUUCCACCUCAUCCAACUCUCCUUCCAUGCAGCCACACCCAGCUCAGCUCCCUCACCCCCUGCCCCAUCUCCACCCCACUCUCGCUCAUCACCUUCACCUCUCUCCUUUUUCCAUAACUUCCCUGUUUCCUUCCAUUCUGCUGUCCCAUCAUCCCAUCCCUCUCCUCCCCCAGUCCCCUGCUUUUCAUGCAACCCCUCUCGCUCCACUCGCCCAAGUAGCCCUGCGGCCCUUGAACCCCCAGUCUUUCAUGGAGAGGGCUUGGCCAGUGAGGUUUCAACAGAAGGCGUUGUGAUUUUCAAAGAGUGGUUGCCAUGUUUAUAAUCUUCAGUGGCAAAACAGACUAGAGAGUGAAAGAGAAGAAAAUGUUGGGUUGGAGUAAAGUCUGCUAUUUGAAAUGGGGUUGUGCUUUUUUUUACUAGAAUCAACUCCAAUCACGCACACACUUACAUGCUUACACACAAAACAGCCCAACUAUUGACUGUUUUCCAAUGAAAAUGUGUUUCUCCAUCUCGCCUCUGCUGUGUUGAUGCAGACAUAGUGAAAACAGACUUUGAUCCUUUGCUUUUUCCAUCAUUCUUCAUUCAGACCCAGACAAAAGGGAAAGGCGCACCUGCUAUUCAAAGACAAGCUGGGCUUGUGUCAUCCUCUCUCUUUCCUUCUGAACCACAGACAGACCAGCUGCCUUUUGAAGUAUCCUUCAUGACAGUGGGGCAAGAAGGAGUGAUAAUACAAUCCCCUUAUCUCCAUUUCAUACAGGUUAUCUAAGUGUGACUUUCAACAAACAGAAAUGGCGUUCUGGGGACUGGUGGGCUCGCACAGACAUCUUAACCUUGGUGUAUGCUGUAUUUUUUUGUGUGCAAUUGUGCGUGUAUAAAAGGUAUUUCUGCACUGAUACAUACACAGAAAGAAGAAUGGAAACUAAUUUCCAUAUCGGACACAUGUAAAGACCAGUUUUGUCUCUAUAGUGUAAAUAUGCUGGCAUUGAGUAAUGACAUUAGAAUCAUGGGAUACAAUUAAACAAAAGGUGGAUUUAACCUUGAUCAGUGGUGCAUAUUGCUUAUUCCAUGAUCAAUGGCUUCAGUGAUACAGACACUUCAACAUAUUUUCAUUCUCAUAUGUGAAAUGAUAUCCUUUUUUUCUCCACACAGCAUUUAACAAAUCUGUUGUUGAGACAGCAAGGAAUGAAUUGGAUCUAUUACAUUAAAACUUGGGUGAAA